This is a messenger RNA of Symbiodinium sp. CCMP2592, 810 nucleotides long. Lineage: Eukaryota; Dinophyceae; Suessiales; Symbiodiniaceae. The record is from the annotation of a GenBank genome assembly.
AUGCUUGAGGUGUUUAGCCUGUAUGUUGAGUAUGCGGCUGUGGCAACAUCCUUGUGUUUUCUCCUGUCACCGCUUGUGGAGGUGCAGAAGGUGCAUCGCUCUCAGGGCGAGACGCUGAGGGAUGUUGACCCAUCGAACCUACUCCUCCUGCUUGUCAACUCUGCACUUUGGCUUUGGUAUGCCAUCUUCUAUCCGCUUCCGCCAUUAGUGCUAAACAACACCAUUGGACUGACAGCAUGCUGCUACUGCUUGACGAGCUGCUGGUUCUAUGCACGUCGGCGCCGUGAGCAGACAUGGGGGACAGCCGCAGCUGCCAGCACCGUCCUGGCAUUUAUGGCAAUCCUUACAGCCCUCGUCUAUGCAGAGACGUCAUCCUCGCACGCCCAGCAAGUUGGAUACUUGGCCAUGGCAGCGAACAUCCUAGCUUAUGGAGCCCCGCUCGCAGCGGCACGCCGAGUGCUUGUUGAGAAGUGCUCUCGGGCUCUGCCACCUGCGCAGUGCGUCCUCGCACUUUCCAGCAGUUUCCUGUGGCUAUGUGUUGGCCUCAAAAAGCAAAGCAUGCCGAUGAUCGUCCCAAACGCAUGUGGUGUCCCCCUGGCGAUCAUACAACUCUUACUCAUCUGCUUCUAUCCUCGCAAUCAGCGUGCCGGCGCAGAGCUUGUGAACAGCCGGGCGGAAGCCCAAGCCAAUACUGUUAGUUGGCAACUGUACAGAUGUAGACAGAGCUUCGGUGUUCCAGAGGGGAAGAUUGCAACCGUGGUCCCAAAUUUUCACUACACGGCGAGUGCAAGUUUCCGUGCUUGUGUGUAG